AUGCAAUCGCACUCAAAUAAUUUAGUAGAAAUGUAUUUGAGUUCUCCUUUUGGAAAAGAAAAAUUUGAAUCACUUCAAAAAGUGCCAAUUCAAAUCAGUUCACUUAAGAAUAUUGGUGAUGUUUUAGCAUUAUCUAAUUACGACAUUGAUGGUGUUAAGUUGUUUUACGAAUGCAAGACUGACAAACAUAAUUUUGUUCAAUCGAAUUUUCUUGAUGAAAUGGUUAAUGCUCAUAAUUCUUUUGAACUCAACUCAGGAGAUAUUUUGUUCUUUAAUUACAUGAUAGGAAUAACGAAACAGAAUAAUCUUAUUCCUAGUGACCAAAGAAACCAGUUAUUGAAUUCUUCUGUUGAAUUUUUCGAUAAAAAUUUGUCAGCUUUUGAGAGAAAAUACAAAAAUUCAUUGAAAAAGGCAUUUGCGUCUAUGAAUUCGAUGUUGAAUUCACAGAAUAAGUUUGUUGAAGAGAUGACAAUUAAUCAUUUCGAAGACUACAAGAAUGAUGGAAAUAAUAUAAUUGUUAAUGAAUUUGAGAAUUCUUUGAAAGAUUUUUGUAACAUGAUUACUUCUAUGACAGUUCUUGUUAAAGACAAAACUUAUUCAUAUAAUUUCUGUCAGUUGAAGAAGAAGAGAACAACAGAGAAGAAAUUCAAGACUGUUCCACAAAUUAAUGACCAACUUUUGACUUACAAAGUGUUUUUAAUCAAAGGUAUAAAGAUUUUGCAAUCGGAAUUCCAUAUUUGUAAGGACAAAAUUUUGGUCGUUUAUUCGUAUUCUUACAAAGAAAUUAAAUUCAAUAGAAUUACUUAUGUUUUUGCCAGGCAAAAUGUCAAAGGUGAAGUGACCAAUUUAGAGAUAUAUACUGUUGAUGGAAAAUCCUAUUUAUUUGAUUUUAUUUCCAUUGAUUCUCAAACUGUUAUUAAGAAUCUUCCAAAGAAUUUGAUGAAUAAUCUCAAAUUUAUGACGGUUUCUUUCAAACAAAAAGAUUUAUUCAGCGGUUUGAAUUUGACCAAUUUAUGGGAGAUCUCCAAUUUGAGCACAUUUGAUUACUUGAUGCUUAUCAACAUUUUCAGUGGAAGAACAUUUAACAACACUCCUGAAAUGCAACCGAUUUUCCCUCCGAUUUUGUCAGAUUUCAAAAUUUUUGGUUGCGUUUAUGACUUUACAAAAACCGUCGAAAUUUCAAAUGAUCUUUCGAUUGAAUCCAUUUCUAAAAUGAAGAAUGUUAAUGCCAGAGUAUAUUUCGAUCCUACAUUACCAGGAAAUCUUCCAAAUUGGUGCAAAGACAGAUAUGAUUUCAUUUCUCACAUAAGAAAAUUGUUGGAAAGUCAUGGAACUUCCAAAUUAAUUCCGAAAUGGAUUGACCAGAAUUUCGGAAAGGAAAUGAGUAAAAGAAACUCGAAACAUAAACAAGUUUUCUCCAAAUUGCACCCGCAAAGACAAAAUGUCCUCAAAAUGAUAACGAAAAACUACAAGAGACAAUUAAAUACAAGUUCAAAGAACAAAAUUUUGUUUACAAGUUGUAAUUUGACAGAAACCGCUGAAAAUUCUAUCGUCCUAUCAUUUUUCUUGUCAAAUAAUACUUUGACGACAAUUAAUUGUCUUCUUUCUGAUGAUUUCAAAGUCAUCAGCACAAGUUCUGUUGAAACAAUGGAAAUAACUCCAAAUUCGAGUUUUUCUGCCACAGAAAAAAGUUUAGUUUUGUACACACCUGAAAAACGACAAGCAGUUGUUUAUAACAGGGAAAACAAAGUACAAGGAAGUUACGUUUUGUACUGCGAAACAAAUAUGAUUUCGUAUUACGAAAAUUCAUUUUUGUUCUGCCCAGAUUUUUGCACAAUUUCGAUUUUGGACGAAUCCAAACCAAAACCAACUGUUUUGACACAUUCUCCAUGUCGUUUGUCAUCAUUGGCGUCAUCCAACAAAUACAAGAUCUUCGCUUAUGGAACAAUCGAUGGCCAUGUUUGUGUUCACUCCCUUUCGAUGUCGAAAUCGAAUUUCGUCAACAAAACUCAUAUUGUUGAAGAAGCAGAACAUAUCGUGAUCACAAACAACUAUGGUUUCAUUGUUUGUUCGACGGCAACGAAGUUCAUUGUCAUGUCAGUAAAUGGAGAGAUAAUAAGAGAGUUCACACACAACAAGGAAAUCGUGAAUCUGUUUUCUUUCGAUUGUUUGGGAGCAGAUUUUAUUGCUUUCGUAACAAAUGACAACAAAGUUGGUUAUUUCGAAGUUUUCCACCCAGAAAAUGCAAUCAACUUCUUGCAGAUAAGAGAACACAUUGAAUUGGUGACUUACAACUACGCAACAGCCACUUUCAUUGUGAUUACAAAUGAAUCAAUCAGAUUCAUUCCUUAUUCUAACAUUGUUUAA
Trichomonas vaginalis G3 is the source of this 2367-nucleotide messenger RNA. RefSeq names its product aggrephagy protein. NCBI's taxonomy places the organism in Eukaryota, Parabasalia, Trichomonadida, Trichomonadidae. The record is from RefSeq and is a predicted model, not a curated record. The transcript has a single exon. Gene Ontology annotation, molecular function: protein binding. The coding region runs from base 1 to 2367 and encodes 788 amino acids.